This is a messenger RNA of Exophiala viscosa, 1921 nucleotides long. Its product is annotated as glycoside hydrolase superfamily. Gene Ontology annotation, biological process: cell wall organization; carbohydrate metabolic process. Gene Ontology annotation, cellular component: fungal-type cell wall; extracellular region; cell surface. The transcript has a single exon. The record is from RefSeq and is a predicted model, not a curated record. The coding region runs from base 474 to 1778 and encodes 434 amino acids. Gene Ontology annotation, molecular function: glucan endo-1,3-beta-D-glucosidase activity. NCBI's taxonomy places the organism in Eukaryota, Fungi, Ascomycota, Eurotiomycetes, Chaetothyriales, Herpotrichiellaceae.
AAUAAAAGGCGGAAGCAGGGGAAAAUGUCUGUGGUCUCGGUAGGCGCCGUGGGGCCAAGUUUAUUUUGCUAGCGAUGGCCGAUGAUUAGCUGGGCACCACCCAUGCCACCAGUGCCAAUGCAGGAACCAGGCACCAGUAACGUCGCCUAAGUCACGCUAAGCUCAUAACCCUCAAGAUCCGCGCGGCCACCCCCAUAAUCCUUUUCUUUGGUGGCGCUUUGGCGCUUCGAUGUUCGGGACAAACAAAACGCUGGCCAGUCCCUGUGUAAAAUCUCGCCUGCGCCUUUUUCAACCUCAAAAGUCUCAUUUGCAAAACUCUUCUUUCUUCCCUCUUCAUCAUCACUUCUUCAACUGCGUCAAUCGCUUGUUUCCCUUCUUUUUCCUUAACACAUUCGUUUUCAUCGAACAUCUUCGAUCCAAACCACACUCGUUGCUAAAUUAAAAAGUCGGAACAUUCAUUCAAAACACGCAAUAUGAAGUCCUCAAUCCUUGCCGUUCUCGGUGGUGCAUCCACUGCCCUUGCCGCCGUUCGUGGCUUCAACUAUGCCGCCCAGGAGCAGACCUACGACACAUUCGUCAGCCAAUUCAAGACUGCUGCUUCUUUGUCUGGUGCCUCGGACUUUACCAGCGCAAGAUUAUACACAAUGAUACAAGAUGGCACGACGGACACCCCUAUUGAUGCCAUCCAGGCUGCCAUUGAUACCAACACCACUCUUUUGCUGGGUCUGUGGGCUUCGGAAGAUCAGGCCAGCUUUGACAACGAGCUUACUGCUCUCAAGAGCGCAAUCUCAACAUACGGCUCCUCUUUCGCCGAUUUGGUUGUGGGCAUCUCCGUUGGCAGCGAGGAUCUCUACCGCAUCUCGCCAACUGGCAUCGCAGCUGACAGCGGUGCUGGUCAGUCUCCCGAUACUCUCGUCGACUACAUCGGCCAAGUUCGCAGCGCCAUUUCCGGCACUUCUCUAUCCUCGUCGCCCGUUGGACACGUCGACACAUGGAACGUCUACGUCAACAGCUCCAACUCUGAAGUCAUCUCAAACUGCGAUUUCCUUGGCCUUGACGAGUACCCAUACUACCAAACCACCGAUGUCAACACCAUCGGAAACAGCUCUUUCCUCUUCUUCCAAGCCUACGAAAAGGUUGCAGCCGUCGCUGGAGGUAAGCCAAUCUGGGUGACCGAGUCUGGCUGGCCAGUCUCUGGACCUACAUCCAACGACGCUGUUCCCUCUACCGCAGACGCCGAAACUUACUGGCAGGGAGUUGCCUGCGCUCUCGAGAACCGCGGUAUCAACUUCUGGUGGUACAUCCUGGCCGACUCUGGUUCUUCCCCGUCUUUCGGUGUCAGCAGCAACGGUACGCCUCUGUACGAUCUUGCCUGCAACUCCACUGCUGGUUACACUUCCACAACCGCCAGCAGCUCAUCCGCAUCCGCAACCGGGACAGCUUCGAAGAACAGCUCGUCUGCCACUGGUUCCAGCUCUGCUAGCGCGACCGCAUCCAAUGUCACUGCUUCCGGUGCUGCCGGUGUUGGCAGCCAAGCUGCUACCAGUGGCGCUUCUGCUUCUGGUUCUGCUACUGCCACUGGCUCCGCUGCUGCUGGUGCAUCCACCGCUAGUGCAUCCACUGGUGGUGACACCACUGCCACUGCCACUGGAACCGAGACUACAGCGACUGGAUCUUCUGGUGCAAGCGCAGCUACUUUCACCGGUGCUGCACCCAAGGCGGAGGGUUCAAUGGCUGGUCUAGCCAUUGGUGCUCUGGUUGCUGCUUUGGUUUUGUAAAUGUUGUAAAGCAUUGCUAUGAAAACACUUUUCCCAUUCACACAUGAGCUUGCAUGAAUCUGGAUAACAAACCAGUCAUUGGAGUACCUGAUAUAUAGCUGGUUUAUGGCUUAAUUGAUUGAAAAUAGACAUUUCCUUCUUGA